AAGGAAUGGGAAGGACUGUUUUGUGCGCCACUGCACUACAAACUUGACGGACGUACAUGAGGACAGCGCACCGAUAACUUAUCUUAUUGCUGGGCUGGUGGAAAAUUCAUAACACUUUGGAGGUUGAUUUGUGGAUUAUCUGCACCAGACCUCAACAUAGCUGUUUGACGGACCACAAUGGCUGUGUACUCCAGACACCUGGAUCUCUCCUUGCCUUGACAAUACAGUUUACAAUUAAACGUGAGAAAGACAAACAUCUCAUAAUACUUAGCACCAACCAGGAGUUUCUUUGUUGAACUGUUUCUGUUCCUGUUGAGUAUUAUAUCACUGAGCGACUUCAUCAGACAUCACCAUGCCUAUCCUCAAGCAGCUAACCUCGAACCAGUCCAAGCGUCGCUCCCGAGCCGACCUGACUGCAGAGAUGAUCAGUGCCCCUCUCGGGGACUUCAGACACACCAUGCAUGUAGGUCGUGGCGGCGAUGCCUUUGGGGACACCUCAUUCCUCAGUACCCGGUCUGGGGAGCCCCCUAAAGAACCAGCUCCAGAGGUGCAGCAGAGCUCCCCUGGACCUGUCCCCAAACCAGGCCUGCUGUCCCGAACCUUCAGGAGCAGUAAGCGCUCCCAGUCGGUGAACCGUGGCGAGAAUGCGUUGGAACCCCCUGGUGGCUCGCCAAACUUUGUGAAAAACGCCAUCUCACUGCCCUACCUCAACGACGAUGAUGCGGGCAGGAUGGGCGGUGGUCCCCGGAUGCCCAAGAGCGUCUCCUCCAGCCCUCUGAAGAAGCUGCCCGAGGUCGAAGGAAUCAGAAAACCGGUCAACGGUGCCGCGGCUAUGGACCUGGAGUUCGAUGAGCAGAACUUUGGAGAACUGACUGACCUGCCACCGUCCCAUCUUCGAGGUGGUGGGAUGAAGCAUGCGGAGUCCAUCAUGUCGUUCCACAUCGACCUGGGGCCCUCCAUGUUGGGGGACAUCCUGGGGGUGAUGGAGAAGGAGGAUGAUGAUCUGGGAUACGAGGAGGGGAAGGGCAGCGAGGGCCGUGGGUCACCCCCCCUCAGUCCUCCCACCACGGAGGACAAUGUUGAGGACCAGGUGGAUCUACAGCCGCCAGUCAGGCCCCCACGCAGCACCUAUCCCCAGCAGAAAAUCAUGGCAGACCCCCCCAACACCCCUCCCAGGAACUACCACAGCCACCUGGACAGCUGCUCUUUUUCCUCCUCCGGCUCCGCUGCUCUUGAGGAGAAGCCACUCCACCACCUGCAGGAGGGGGACACGGACAGCGCCAAGUACAGCUCUCCGGGGGUUGGGGGGGAGGAUGACAAAGACUUCUCCUUCAUGGACGAGGACGAAGAUGAAAUCAGGGUGUGAAACAAAACAGGGCUGUAACACCACCGACACAGAACGUGAUUUAUAAAGACACCAUAACAUGGUUUGCGAGGACACGGCUGGAGAUGCGUAUUCUUCAUGAGUUUUGAAGCUAGUACAAGCCUGGGAGGGAAGGGUUGGUGCACCUACAUUUUUACAUAUGGAUCUAUCCAGAGAAUCUCCAUGUGCACACCUUAUUCUGCUAUACUUCCUGUAUUAGGAUUCAAUCACUCACCAUCUGUUACUGAGCCUUAUUCACUCCAGUGUGUGUCCUAUGAGUCCUUUUACUCUAGCCAUUACAGAAUUCCACACACACACACACACAUACACACAUACACACUAGUUAUUGGUUUGAGGGUUUCCUUUUGUAGAAAUACGAUCUGUCAUGAUGAUCUAAUCCCACAGUUCCAAUAUGUCAUCAGUGUGUUUAUGCUUUAAGGGGGCACAUCUCAAGGAUCUCAACCCUCAUAUCCACUUAUAUCCAACAUGAACAUAUCCCACCCACGCCCCCAUUGUCUUUUCAUCCAGAGGAUUUCCCUUCCCUAACAUUCCCUAUAGCGCAUUAAUAAGGAAGGGAAAGCCAACCACCAACCAGCGGUCUUCACACUGUCACAUUUUUUAAAAGUGGAAGUAUGGAGGUUGACCGAGGUCACUUUUGAUCAAACGGCAGUCCUCCUCGAGGGAGGUGUGAUGCGUUAGGUGGAGGCCGGGUCAUAUGAUGUAAUGGGAUGAACGGUAUGUUUCUCACACAGCUUUGGAGGAAGGAAGAGGGGAAAAAGAAAUGAAGAAGAGAAAAGUAUCCCAGGGUUUAGCUAGCGUAGCCGCAUAGCCUUGGGGCCUUGAAUUAAUUGUGUGUGUUGAGGGAAGUGAGAAUCGUGAGAUACAGUUAAAAUAUUGGUUUGUUAAUGUUCAGAAGUUUAAGUUUUUUUUGUUUUUUUUCUACGUUUAUACAUUGUAUGCACAUACAUCAUUGGUUUGUCUUCUAGCAGGUUCUAAAUCAAUGUCACAACUUGGUGGUUCAUUAUUCUAACCAUUAGUCAGCUUUAGUGUCAACUGUUCACUUACAAUGGACCAGUUUUCUAAACAUGCUCUAUACAGUCUGAUGUCAUAAAUGAGCCAACAGUUUCAUUUGUUAGUAACUACUUAUUGGAUUAAGUCACCAUUUUGAUUAAAGGGAGCUUUGUUAAAGUUAGGGUGGAUUCUGGAGAUCUUUAGUUCAUCCAAGCCUAAGGUACUAUCCAACCCAGUGAGCCAAUUUAGGCCUUAGCUUUGGAGUUGUUUGUUAGGCCAUGAGUCCAUGACACUUUGUUAGCUCAGAUCAAUGGACUCAGUAGAAACAUAGAAACACACACAACAACACUGAUCUCAGUCAUAUUUCCCUUGCUAGCACUGCCAAGGUAUAGCAAGAUGGCUCACACUCUAAAACACUACUGUACAUAAAGAAUCACAUUUUUUUAGUUUUCAUGUACAUUUUUCUCUUUUUUUUGGCUUUACUUAUUAUUAAGGACAAAUGUCAAUUUUGCUAAGAAAAUUUGCCCUUUUUGUUUGCYGCUUUCGUGUCCAGUAGCACUUUUAUUGUACAUAUGUUUUAGAAACCGAUUUUAAAAUACAAUUUACAGUAGCAGAGAAAGUGGUUGUGAACAAGUGGUGACUGUACAAUAGUAGACUGUCAUGUCUACAGAUGUAGAAUCUUAAUUUGAGCCAGUUUGCUACAAAUAAUCCUGCAGCAACAGGAAAUGUGAAUUAUUAUGUGGAUUAUAAUUAAUCUACAUUUUUGUAGGGGUUGAUACAUUUUUCAUAAGGGGAAAUCAGGUCUGAAACUUCAGACGCCUUUAAACCUUGAAUACACUACACGUUUUACAUUUCUUGCAUUGCAGGAAAGUUCUGCAACAGGGUGAUCUAAUUAAGAUACUAUAUCUGUAUGUGGUCAUCUCUUGCCCCACACACACCACAGGCUUGUAGGAUCAGCAGGUUAGGAGCAAGAGGAGAGACGUCUGAAGGGAGGAGGAUAUAAGUAAUAAGAGAACACUAGUGAUAAGUGACUGUUACCCGCCUUUCUCCAUUGCGCCAUGCAGGCCUGGGCUACCGUAGGAGAAGAUUGAAUCAACACCAUCUGGCUUCCCUCCACCCUCUCAUUCAUAAACAUAUUUGGCUUAUUGGUCGGUAACUGACCCAACGUCUCAUCCAUUCAUGAGUCACAUGUCUGGGAAAGGAAAGGACAGGUGCACCUGUUUAGUUUCUCCUACAGUUGUGUGCCAAAUGGCACCCUAUUCCCUAUAUAGAGCACUACUUUUGACCAAGGCCCAUAUAGCAAAUAGGGUGUCUUUUGAGAUGCAUGCAGUGUGACUAGGUUCCCCCCUCACUCACAUUCAUUAAUUUGGUCAGAUUAUGAUCUCAUCUGUUAUGGUAAAGCAGGAAGUACCUGCUCAAUCCUUCCUGGAUCCCUGAGUAAUCUAUUGCCUUUAUGCCUGUGAAAGGAAAUUAUAUUUGUGACACUGGGGGAGCACUGUUUUUGUUUCCUGUUAUGGUGUUGGUUGGGCGAGUGAGGGGUGGGGCACAUUAUCCUAUGGUGUUGAAGUGAGGGGAGGGACAAUUCCAGGAUGUGACAUCACUCAGCCAUGCGUUCAUGCUAUGUAUGUCAUGUGGACAUGUAUGUAUUAAAGAGAUCAGUCGAGUACAUUGAUUAAAAUGACCAGGUGUAAAUGUGCCAAGUAUGUAAUAGUCAUCCUUUUUACAUUUUUGAUGUUUCUUGAUUUUUUAAUGACACAUUUACAGGCUACAGCAGUAUAGGCUACUUACAAUAAGUCUCAGGCCUCUCGCACUGUUCAUUUGUAAAUGGGUCAAAUUUGGGAUUGCUUUGUUAUUUGAAACUCCGUUGCUUGUUCCAUUUGUUGUAGAAUUUGUCUAUGGAAAGUGGGUUGAGCUGCUGUAAUCCCUUACCUGUUCUUACCCAAUAUGGGGAUAUUUUCAUCUAUCAAAACACUCCUUCCUAUUCACCACCAUUUUAUUUGCUGCUGAAGAGAAGUAGAUAAAUACUAAUUGUAUCGUCUAUGAAAAAUGGUAACUAUUGCUAUGUUUCGUUAUAGGCAUUAUGGCAUAGUGACGCUAAUGUAAGAGCCAUCAGAAGGUAAAGUGGCUUUCAACUGCAAGCGGAUUUCAGUGCCCUGGCCUGAUGCCUGUGGUAAAAAGGGGAAAGGAUUGUUCUUUUUCAGUCUCAGCUGUAGAAUGUUACAUAGUUUUUAUGCCAAGAAUGUGCURUUUUUCUUCUACUUUCUCUCGUUCUACUGUAUAUUAAUAUAUUUACCUCCCUCACUCUUCCUCUUCUGAAAUAACAGCUAUAUUUUUAAAUAAAAAGGGAAAGCUGGUCAUCUUUA
Salvelinus sp. IW2-2015 is the source of this 4737-nucleotide messenger RNA. It is a transcript of the gene cdc42ep4b, whose product is annotated as CDC42 effector protein (Rho GTPase binding) 4b. Gene Ontology annotation, molecular function: small GTPase binding. The record is from RefSeq and is a predicted model, not a curated record. Gene Ontology annotation, biological process: positive regulation of actin filament polymerization; positive regulation of pseudopodium assembly; regulation of cell shape. Gene Ontology annotation, cellular component: cytoplasm; membrane. NCBI's taxonomy places the organism in Eukaryota, Metazoa, Chordata, Actinopteri, Salmoniformes, Salmonidae.